Molecule: messenger RNA, 911 nt
Organism: Danaus plexippus (monarch butterfly)
Lineage: Eukaryota; Metazoa; Arthropoda; Insecta; Lepidoptera; Nymphalidae
Gene: CREG
Product: protein CREG1
Exons: 6
Coding region: 166-837 (223 amino acids)
Source: RefSeq, a predicted model, not a curated record
UACGUUUUACUACUUAGUCAUUGGCGCGAUUGGCGCGCUAUAUAGUGUAUUUAUAGUCGAAUUUUAUUAUAACAAGUAUUGGGGCCAGUUUUUGAAUAUCCGCCAAAUACAUUUACGUAUUUUCCUUGUUUGUUAAUAAUUUCUCUUAAUUUGAUAUAAGAAAUCAUGUUGAAGAUUCUGUUGUAUCUAAGCCUCCUUGUAUUCUACGGGAACUGUAAAUACAACAGCUUUAAAAGUGGAGAUUUUAAAGAUGCAGCUGAGAAACUAACGUCACAAAAGCUCUAUGUUCCGGAUCCUCCCGACCAUAAAAAGUUGGUGGCAAUGGCGAGAUAUGUUCUCCAUAACUGCAAUUGGGCGUCAAUAGCCACAAUUUCAACUUUACCAGCCAUAGAAGGAUUUCCAUUUUCAAACGUGAAAUCUAUUGUUGACGGAUCUCUAGCGAAUUCCACUGGAAUCCCAUACUUUUAUAUGUCGCCAUUGGAUUUCACUGCUCGCGAUCUAUCGAAAGACAUCCGCUCCACGGUGCUAGUUUCUUUAGAGGAGACAAGAUUUUGCGAAUUUAAGAAAUACGACCCUGAAGAUCCGAGGUGCACCAGAUUGAUGUUAUCAGGACUAAUGAAGAAGGUUAAGGAAAACACACCAGAAUACACAUUCGCAAAGGCUGCAUUAUUCGAAAGGCACCCGGACAUGGCGAACUUUCCGCCUGAUCACAAUUGGUUUGUGGCUAAAAUGAAGAUAGCCCAAAUAGCUAUGGUCGAUUGGUUUGGUGGUGCUAAAUAUGUUCCUGUUAAAGAUUACCUCGCCUACAAUUAUACUGGGAUGGAGAUGUUGCAUUAAUUUCACCUUUAACUUAUAAUAAAUGAUAAUAACACAGUGAAAAUAAAUAAUGUUUUUAUAAGAUAUUUAUCUUA